UCGGUGAAGUAAACUGAUUUUGAACGUCAUGUGUGAUUGAACGGGAGGACUGCAGUCAUCAAAGGCAGGCUUGACGGCUUCUUUCGCAAAUCUCGAUAAUAUUGGAUCAUAAUAACGUUUUUGUUGUGCAUUGGACCGAAGAAAAUGUCCUACUAACCCAAUUAAUGAUUCUCUACUUUCCAUACCUUUACUAUAGUUAGUUUACAGUUUUGCAGCAUCCUUUGUUAAGUUAGUAAUUAUCCGAGGAGUUGUUUACCCUGCAGAGCUGCAGCCAUGCAGCAGGAGCUUUUGUUCAAAGUCCUGGUCAUCGGGGACUUGGGAGUCGGAAAAACGUCCAUCAUCAAGCGGUACGUGCAUCAGAUCUUCUCCCAGCACUACCGAGCCACCAUCGGAGUGGACUUCGCCCUUAAGGCGCUGCAGUGGGACACUGACACUGUGAUCCGGCUACAGCUGUGGGACAUAGCAGGACAGGAGCGGUAUGGGAACAUGACUCGUGUAUAUUACCGGGAGGCGGUGGGAGCGUUGGUCGUGUUUGACGUGACAAGGGCCUCCACUUUUGACGCUGUGCUGAAGUGGAAGGAUGACUUGGAUUCCAAGGUGACCCUGAACUACGGGAGGCCAGUUCCAGCUGUACUCCUGGCCAAUAAGUCCGACCAGCUGGGUUCCCAGCAGCCCAAACUCGACUCCUUCUGCAGGGAGAACGGCUUUGUAGGCUGGUUCGAGACCUCUGCAAAGGAAAACGCAAACAUCGAGGAGGCAGUGCGCUGCUUGGUGGAGCACAUUCUGAACAACGAGGAGAGCCCGGUGGUAGAGCGAGACCCCAGCUCCCUCGUCCUGUCUGGACACGCUAACUCCACAAAGGAUAAUUCCAACUGUUCGUCAUGUGUGAAAUGGUAACUCCUGACCAAUCAUAGACGACCAGGAAGUGAACAGCUGUGAGGCCACGGCCACAGAGAUACAUUUGGCUCAGGGAAAUUGCCUUAGGCCACAGUGAUUAAUGAAGAAAACUGUAAACCAAGUUGAACUUUUUACCAAUGUGCAUGGGUUGUGUUCACACUGCAGGCCCACAGGAUAUCUUGAGCACAACUCUAAAUACAUUUCUACGUGAAGAUCCUUUAAAUGGCUGACAUUUCGUUUUUUUUUAAUUCAAGGUAUAAAAAAAGUCCUUAAUUUAGGAAGAUAGACAUUAACUGAAUGCCUUUGAGAUUGACCUGUCAACUUUUUAUUUUUAUCGUAAAGACUUAUAUUUUACAACUAUGGAAAAAAGUUUAUUUCUUGAAUAUUUUUUUUUUGCCACGGAAAUUGUACAGUAUGUUUUUUAUUAAGUCGUUACAUUUACACAUGAAAUGUACUAUUAUGUACACUCUUUGUACCUUCGCUUCUCUGGUCCGCUUUAAUCAUAUUUGACUUUCUGCCUUUGACAUUAAGCUGAACAGACGGCUCCUAAAACUUUGGCACUUUUGCAUCUGCAGUGUGAACACGGACUUAAACUCGUGAAGCCUUCAUGCAGUCUUUGCACUUUUCUCGGCCGAUCAUCACGAGGUCUGCUAUUAGAUCAGUGGACAAGAGUGAGUCAAAUUAAGUCAUUAAGAGAUGGAAAAACAGCUAAAACUGCAAAUGCUUAAAGUGAUCGAAAUGUUAUGCAUAUUGUGGACCCAAAAUGAGUGGUGACUAUACCACAAAGGCUUGAGAUGAUUCAUUUGAGAUCUACCAAAGUGAACUUGAACCGCAAAUUAAAACUUGUGGUUAUAUACAA
Etheostoma cragini (Arkansas darter) is the source of this 1756-nucleotide messenger RNA. It is a transcript of the gene rab38c, whose product is annotated as RAB38c, member of RAS oncogene family. Gene Ontology annotation, molecular function: GTP binding; GTPase activity. Gene Ontology annotation, cellular component: vesicle; trans-Golgi network; Golgi apparatus. Bases 274 to 897 code for a protein of 207 amino acids. The record is from RefSeq and is a predicted model, not a curated record. NCBI's taxonomy places the organism in Eukaryota, Metazoa, Chordata, Actinopteri, Perciformes, Percidae. Gene Ontology annotation, biological process: vesicle-mediated transport. The transcript is spliced from 4 exons.